Molecule: messenger RNA, 3797 nt
Organism: Maylandia zebra (zebra mbuna)
Lineage: Eukaryota; Metazoa; Chordata; Actinopteri; Cichliformes; Cichlidae
Source: RefSeq, a predicted model, not a curated record
UUGACUGCAAGUCUCGAAUUGGAGGCUGGCUUGACACCAGUAAUCCAGACCUGCGCAGCUCGCUGAGUGAAAACAACCGACAGUAUCAACAAGCAGAGGACACAAAGUCCUUCUGAGGAGCGGGACUUUUAUAUUUAUAUCCGUUAACCUCUGACAACAAACGGGACAAGUUCACCUAAGGGAGACAGCAGUUCCCUGUAAUUGUACGUUAAUGGAGCGGUACGGUAACCUUGAUUUGGACCUGGAGUGUGACGGAGGAGCUGUCUCUCAAAAAGCCUCAUUAUUCAGUGGGAUAUUCAAAAAAUCCUCCAAGUCUAAAGAACUGCUUCCAUCUGCACAGGCUGCCUUGACAUUACAAAAUCCUGAACUGUCUGCCAGCAAUGACAGUUUAACCAGCAAGUCAAAGGAUAAAUCAGGUGAGCUGGGUGGAUUACGGAAACUAUCUCCCAAACCAAGACAUGUGCGGAGGCCUUCGCAGGAUCUAAAGGCCAUCUCAGCCAGUAAUGACAAUCUGUCUGAGGACACCAAUGCAAAGGAGGAUUUGUCCACAACCGUUAAGAUCUUAGGCAGCAACGACAAUCUGCCAGUGAACAGCAACACUAAGGAGACAGGUGGGAUGUUUAGCAGUAUGUUUAAAAAAUCCCCACACCCUCAGGAGGAUUCUGCUGCACCAGAUGAUCUCUCUGGCAGCAAUGACAAGAACCACCCAAAGGAUGAUUUGUCUGUCGAUGAUGAACUCCUUGCUGGUAAUGACAGUGCCGUGGAGAAGUCUUCAAAAGGUGGCGUUGCAAAGGUCUUGAGGAGUCCCUUCACCUCCUCCUCUCAGGAUAAGGAAAAGACUGACCACUCAGGAGACUCACAGGAGAACAGUUCUGCCACAGGGAAGCCCAAAACCAAGGAGGAGAAAAGCUCCAACAACGAUGACGAGAAGAAAGUGGACCAUGGAGAUAACCAGCCCACUCAAAAACAGAAUAAACUGGCUGGGGGAAUGACAAAGCUGAAUCCAUUUCGAUAUGCAAACAAAAAUGAAAAGGAGGCAGGCUCAAUAGAAGAAGAUUUAACUGUCAGCAACAAGAAGUCAUCAGGCCAUAAGCAGAAUGCCGUGGUUGGAGCCAUGUCCAAACUGAUAUCUUUCCGCCAAAAAAAAGACACAGAAGAUGCAGAAACACUCAAGGAGAAUGAAAAAGAAGUGGGAGAAAAAUCAAAACCAGAGGUGAAGGGGACGUCGUCACAUGACAAAGUAAAACCAAGAAGUGAGGAUAACAACGAAGGCAAAGACAUGACCUCCAGAGAGAAGAAAGAAAAACCUGCUAAGCCUCCUGCAGUUCCUGCCCGACCAUCAGAAGAGGAGCUGAACAGAAUAAUUGGACACAGUCGACAAGAACAGAACAACCAACAGGCUGCAUCGGAUGAUGUGGGGCUGAAUGCAGAUGAGGAAUCUGCAUCCAAGGAGGAAAAGAAUAAAGAAGAGGUUAAGGAAAAAAUGGAGACCAACGUCAAGAAAAAAAAGAGGCACAACCCGUUCAUGCCUGAUGUAAAGGCCAAAGUGAUACAGAGACGUGCACAAGAAACAGCCCAAGCAGAGAGUGAAGGUGCGAACAGGUCUGUGUUUGACCAGCUAGAGGACUACCGUAUUGGCACUGCCUCAGCUGAACAUAGUAAUGAUGUGGAUCUUAUGGAAUGGUGGGAAACUGUGGAGCAAUGGAAAGACCCACCUCAACAUAAAGACAUGACAGAAAAAGAAGAGGCCAAGGCCUUUGCUUUGACCGCUGAGAAGCUGCAGAAGGGCAUCAGAGUCUUCAACAAACUGUUCACGGACCGGGCAGAGAGCCUCUGGCAGCAUGUCAUCGACCUCAACGGCAUCGCUGAUGGGCUCGACAAGUUCAGCAAGAACACAAAGAUCGCUCAAAUCACAGGCGGCUCCACCAGCGCCGUUGGGGGCGUCGCCACUGUUGCUGGCCUCGCCCUGGCUCCCUUCACCAUGGGAACUUCCUUGAUUGUGACUGCAGUGGGACUGGGCAUUGCUGCGGCAGGCGGUCUGACAUCAGCAGGUGCUGGCAUCUCCAACCAGGUCAACAACACCAUGGACCGUAAGAAGGUGGAGAAGAUCGUGCAGGACUACCAGGAGAAGAUGGAAGACAUCAACAAGUGCCUGACAUUCAUCAAACAGGGUAUUGAGAACCUGCGCAGGUUCGAUCUGAUCAAGAUGAAGAAUAGCGCAUACAAUCAGGACUUUCCUUCACUUACUAGCAAAUUCUAUGAAGAUGGCGCCAUGGCAGGAAAGGCGAUCCUCGUCAAUGCCAAUGAGAUCAUGCGUUUUGUCCAGUUUGCCCAUGUAGCAGGUAGCACCGCAGCCAGAGCAGUCCAGAUUGCUAGUAUGGCAACCGGUGUGCUUACUGGACUCUUUGUAGUUAUGGAUAUCUACUUUGUGUCCAAAGACUCAAAAGAACUCAAGAAAGGGGCAAAAUCAGAGUUUGCUGCCAAAAUCAGGGAGGUGGCGCAACAGCUGCACGAUGGUCUGGUGGAGCUGAACUCAAUACAUCAAGAGCUGCAGUUCAACUCACCAGAAAAAGACUCUGAGAAGACCACCAAAGAUCUGGACAGUGAAAAAAAAGAGAAAGACAACAAAGAAAAGAAGGAGAAGGAUGGAAAAGAUUUGAACAGUGAAAAGAAGGACAAUGACAGCUCAGACGAAGAUGAAAUCGACCGCAUUAAAAAAGCCAUCAAAAAGGACCUUGAGAACAGAGAAUAUGUUUGACACAUAACUAGGAAGUUCUUUCAGCUUUGCUUCCGAGUUAAGGGUUAAAGGAAAACUCAGUCAGAUUCCCAAAAGACAAGCAAAUGUUUUGUAUUUUACUAUCUAUGAGGUGGUUGGUGCCAGAUUUUUUUUUAAGUAAAAUUGCAAUCAGGCGUAUUUUAAUUGUCCAAAAGGAGCCCUUAAAGGUUAAAAUAUUAAGUUAAAUAUCUAAACCUGAAAUAAAGGAUCCGACUUCUUUAAAGAUGCAUUUGCCUUGAUGAUAUUGGUGUGUUUCAGAUAACAUCAAGAAUGGCUGAUUAGUUUUGUAUAUUUUAAUGAAAAGAGCAAAUUUAAAAAAAGGUAACUGGAUUUUGUACUGCUGCAGCAGCUGUUUGGAAACCCUAGUUUGGACUUUGCUUAAGUUUAUAGCUUGUUUCCAUCUAGUGGGUCAUUCCAUAAAAAAUGGCUGCCCCAUUUACCUUCAGGAAUGACUUAGCUGCUCGCAGUGUUUUAAAACAGUCGAACCUCUGUAGAGCUAGAAGCUACUGAGCGUGUACACAGGGACUUACAAUCUAUAACAUGACUUCCAAAGAGAACAAUUUUAGAGGUUGUGGUGUUAUGUUAACUGCCUUUUGCAAAUGUGUUGCAGUUACCGUAUUUUUCGGACUAUAAGGCGCACUUAAAAUCCUUUAAUUUUCUCAAAAAUGCGCCUUAUAAUCUGGUGCGCCUUAUGUAUGAAUUCUGGUUGAUCUUACUGAUCUCGAACCGAAUUUAUGUGGUACACGACGCUCAAAAAUGUGUCAAGAAAUGUUUUGGUACGACUUUGCUAAGCUACAAAGCCCCACCGCUUGAUGGAUUGUCGGAGCAUUAUGGCUACCGUAGUCAGGAGCCUCGCGGAGUGAUACGUACUGUGCUUCAACAUAAUAUUGCCGUAUUGUGUGUGUGUAUAAGGAUUUCAAACUCAAGGCUACCAGUCACGCAGUACAACAUGGGAAUAGAGCAUCUGCAAGAGAAUUCAACAUUAAUGAAUCAAUAGUAGGGAAGUGGAGGAAGCAAGAAG